AAAACAAUUGCAAAACGUGAUUUUAAUUAGUUGGAUCAGCAAAUAACCAUCUUCAAUACUUCUAUAUUUCUGGCCAUACAUCUCUUUGAAAAGUUUCAUUAUAGGUUCUUCUGAUCAGCAUGUUGGUUCCUAAAAAACCCACCAGAGACCUUGCAGAUCUCCAGCACUUGUCCUCUGACAUCAGGCAGUAAAACUCUUUUGGUUCUAAUUGAAGCUUUUAUUUUCAGCGCAGGUGAAGCUAGUUACUCAUUAUCUAAAUGUUUGCGAACGGAAUCAUUUGUGCAACUACUUCAAUGCUAAUAAAACAGAAAACAAAGAGUGAUGAAACGGCCAGACCAUCUCAUUUGCCUCUUAUUUCCAUUUGUGUUCCAUUACAGUUUGGCCCUGUUUACGUCUGUAGAUAAGUGAAAGACCCAAAACAUGCAAAGUCGACAUUUGCUUAUCGGCUAUUUUAGCAAGGUACAUUUGUAUUUACAUGGCUAAAAAUAUGGAGGAACCGGCUAUGCUUUUCGCACAUAAGCUGUUAGGGAGGAGGGGGAGGGUUCGAUGGGGCUUCCUCUUUGUGGUCCCUGUUGGUGACACCAGCACCUAAGCAACCGUCGCAGGGCAUAAAAAGCAGAGCCGGAUACGCAGAAGGGAAACCUGUAGAGCGUCAAGUGCAGUAUGAUCACUAGCAGGAGCGCAUGGCUGUGGAUUCCUGGGCAAUAAGCCCUCGCUCUACCAUGCCUGGCCUAAUCCCACAACCUCUCCCAACACAUUUCAACAUGGACAGAGACGACUACAGGAGAAACAAGACCUUAGGAAAGAACCUCAUGUGCCGACUAAAGUGUUUGUUCACCAGUUCAUCUGCUCCUGAGAGGCUAAGUUUAGAAGACACCCAACAAUGGUCGCAAUCUUUGGAGCGUCUUCUCGGCUCCAAAUAUGGCCUGGCCACAUUCCGCACCUUUCUGAAGUCGGAGUUCAGCGACGAGAACAUCGAAUUCUGGUUGAAGUGCGAGGACUACAAGAAGAUAACGUCGUCCCAUAAGAUGAGCUCGAAGGCGAGGAAAAUCUUCGAGCAAUUUGUGGAAGCUGAAUCUCCGAAAGAGAUAAACAUCGACUAUCAAACACGGGAGGAAAUCAAGAGGAAAGUGAAGAGUCCGACGCCGCAGUGUUUCGACGAGGCUCAGAAGAUCGUUUACGGACUGAUGGAACGUGACUCUUACCCCAGAUUUCUACGGUCUGAGAUGUACAAGACCCUUCUUGAGUCCUUUGCUGCUAAUGCGGAUAAUGCUCAAACAUGACUCUAUGGAUAUAUCACACCAAAGCUAAAACUGGAACGGUCUGGUCUUGUAUGCAGGUCCAGAACCCUAAAGCUUGCGCCCCUGCUGUGUGGAUCAGACCCCAAAAGACCCUUGAGACUAGAAGGAGACAAUAUGGAGCGAUGGUUGGGAAUGUGCCAUUGAUAUCAAAGUCCAACACGUUACUGAAGCAGCAUUAGUGCUUCUUAACCGAGGGUGCUUCCUGUGUAGAUAAGGAUGCAGCUCCUUCAAGCCCUUCCGGUGGUUUCUGAAGCUACAGUGUGGGCGCAACACUAUUUUAUUUUCCUGGCACUUCCAGAAGAUCUUUAAGAACUUCUUCACCAUGUCCUAUAAUGACUUUAGUAAUGAAAAGCUACCUCAGCCAAUUGGUUGAGUUAGUUUGGACACUUUUGUGAGAGGAACUUGACACAUCCUAUUUCAACAUCAGUGUCUUCUUGCCACACAGAUGUAUAACAUUAAAGAAAGUGUGACUUUAUUACCUUCUCGAGAGGUCAAGUUUAAAUAUAUAUAAUAUACAGUUGUAGCAUAUGUGCCACACACAAUAACUGUAGGCAUUACCUGUAAUGUUAUAACGUUUAAUUUAAAUAAAUAUGUUUUCUAUUUAUUAGCCACAGCCACUGGUUGGAUGUUGAUUUUUGUUCUGUCCACUGUCAUUUUUGAGGAGAAUAAAAUAAAGAUUAGACACUGUUGAA
Messenger RNA from Carassius gibelio (silver crucian carp), 1993 nucleotides. RefSeq names its product regulator of G-protein signaling 21. Lineage: Eukaryota; Metazoa; Chordata; Actinopteri; Cypriniformes; Cyprinidae. The transcript has 5 exons. The record is from RefSeq and is a predicted model, not a curated record. Bases 684 to 1283 code for a protein of 199 amino acids.